Messenger RNA from Rhipicephalus sanguineus (brown dog tick), 640 nucleotides. RefSeq lists its product as uncharacterized. Bases 266 to 580 code for a protein of 104 amino acids. The transcript has 6 exons. The record is from RefSeq and is a predicted model, not a curated record. Gene Ontology annotation, cellular component: BORC complex. Lineage: Eukaryota; Metazoa; Arthropoda; Arachnida; Ixodida; Ixodidae.
ACGGCCACUUCUCAGAUGUCUCGGAUGCUUUUUUGUGAAGUACCUUCGAAGCUACUUUGAAGCGGAACCGGUGGAACCAACGGUAACAACGGGGCAUGGACGGACUGAGUCGGAUUGGGGCAAAAAGAGGGUAAGCUUAAGCCAACGUUUUGCUUAAGCGUCAGAAAAUAUUUGCAAAAGGAAAGGCGAUCAAUAGGGAAGUAAAAACGGUACGACUGCACCGUUGCGCUCAAGUAGAUGCCUGAAUUUCCGUCACGCCUAGAAAAUGACAAGCUCUGCAUCCAGUGCUCGUAGCCUCUUCGUGGAGUCGAAGGAGCGCCUGUGUGAUCGCAUACAAGUGAAUGUGAACAGCGUUGGGUCGUUAGCGAGGCAGGUAGUCAAAGGAUCAAAAAGUAGCGAGACACUGAUGCAUACUGCCAGGAAUUUCGCAUUACAAGAGCACGCUUUGCACAACUCCGAAGUGAACCUGUGCAAAAUGCAGAACCUCGUCACCACCUUGCAACUUCAGGCAGAUGCAAUACAGAAAUGCGCCCAGCAUGUGGAAGUUGUUAAGGAACAGCUUCACCGGAUGCAGUGUUGAUGUAAACUACAGAGCCAGAAAAAUAAAAGUUCCAGAUUUUAUUCACAUCCUCGUGAAAAA